AUGAACUCCAUUGNUAGUGAGAGAUCUUUAACAAAAUGGAGUCUUGGAGCUAGAGUUGAAACAUAUGCCCUAUGCUAUAUGUCUGUUUAUGAUAUAUCUUAUCUGUUCUUUGUUGUAUCAGUUACUGGAAUUUGGGGGCUUCUAGCCCUUCGCCUUGCUGAUGAUUCCAUUAUACCUUUCAAUUAUGUGUCUUAUGCGGAUCAGUUACAGGUGUACAAUGACAUAUUGAGCAACUUGUUAGACAAGCAAAUUUCUCUACAUCCACUAACUGCGUCGAUUCAAGAAUUUGCUUCUGCUGCCAAAGAAGCUAAUGAGGAAUCAAAGAAACUGAGACUGCAAGAAAACUCAGAUCAUUUUGUGGAUAUGAAGAUACGAGCAUUGAAUGAUAGACUGAUGCUUACGGAAAAAGGUUUCUUGGAUGUUGACGGGCUUCGAGGAAGACAAUGGUUCAAGCAUCUUGUUUUUGGGCCUCCCAGAGACCAAGAAAGCAAGUUGGAUUUCUUCCCUGGAAUAGCUGACUCUAUGUCUGAGAUGUUUAAAAUGAGUGAAAAAGAAAGGCUGGCAGCAAUUCAGCAUGAGCUUUGGAGGGUGGCCAGGGCUAUUCAAAGAGCUGCUUCAGCACUAAGAGGAGAUUUGGCCUAAAACUACUGGAAAAGAUGGAAUUUAUCUUAGUUGAACUGUAAAUAUCAGUUUCUAUUUUGUGCUUCAUUUUUACCAG
Vigna umbellata (rice bean) is the source of this 718-nucleotide messenger RNA. NCBI's taxonomy places the organism in Eukaryota, Viridiplantae, Streptophyta, Magnoliopsida, Fabales, Fabaceae. The record is from RefSeq and is a predicted model, not a curated record.